Molecule: messenger RNA, 1444 nt
Organism: Trichoderma asperellum CBS 433.97
Lineage: Eukaryota; Fungi; Ascomycota; Sordariomycetes; Hypocreales; Hypocreaceae
Source: RefSeq, a predicted model, not a curated record
UUUUUUUUUUUUUUUUUUUUCGCGUUGAAGCAUGAUCAUUUAAAUCGGUUGUUGCUAUAUACCCUGUCGCAAAUCUCUCUCUAUUUCGACGCCAUUCACUCGUUUUCAAAUCCUCGUCUCUCGCUCUUCAAACCAGGGGAAACUACCUACCUACUAUCUCAUCUAAUAUCACCAACUUCUAAACCCCAAAACGCUUUAAUAUCCAAAAACUAUAUACAACACACAUCGCUUCUCCUCCCAACUUCACCGCCAUGGCCUCUUCCUCCUCCCAACAACCCCCCCAAAUGGAGCAAAUCACACCGCAAACCGCCCCGGCGCCAGCAAUCGCAGCGCCUCCGCCAGCGCAAAUGAGUCUCCCGGCAGGAUACCAGCCGUAUCCCUAUCCCGCACCGGCUCCAAUGACUUACGCUCCCUUCCCGGCCCAGCAGGCCUUUGAGCCGCCCAGGCCCCCGCAGAACAAGGUCUGGGAGUUCAUCAAGCUGGGGCUUCAGUCGCUGUCCUUCGUCCUCGCCGUGGUGGGCAUCGGCCUCGGCUUCAGCACCCUCAACUACGUCUACUUUAUCGACACCGUCGUCAUCGCAGCAGCUCCUCCCUGCAUCAUUGCCGCCCUCUGGAGCGGCGCCGAGCUCAUCACCCGCGCCGUCCGCAAAUUCAAAGGCGGCAUCCACCCCGGCGCCCACGUCGCCCUCUCGCUCAUCAUCUUCCUCGUCGCCGUAAUCCUGACCUCCCUCUUCGGGCCCUGGUUCCAAAGCUCGUGGAACGACAACUACGACUACGACGACGGCGACUCGUGCUCGUACCGAUACAACUCCACCCUCGACGACUACGUCUACUCGUGCACUGACAACUCCAACGACCCCGAUGUUAUCGCUGCCAGGCACCAGUUCCGCCAUGAGAGGAGCGUUGCGUAUGCUGCCGCCAUCAUCACCUACAUCAUUGCCGUGAUUCACUUCAUCCUGUUUGUUGGUGCCUGUGUCGAUACCUCCAAGGUCAAUGCUGCUGCUUCGCGACCCAUCUAUGUCAUUGCGCAGCCCCAGGGCCUGCAGGCCAUGAUGCAAGGCUGGCAGCCCAUCCAACAAGCUCCGGCUGAGACUCAGGCUAGGAAUGUAGCAGCCCCUACUGAGACAGAGGCUGAACCUGAAAACGAGGCUACCACUCAGAGCAAAGGAAAGGGCAAGGAGCCCAUGCGCAGUGGCGACAUUGUAGAGCAUGACGCUCCCAGUGGCUCACAAGCAUAAGAUUGUCCAAAAAUAGGGGGGUAUGAAGGCGGUAAUGUUAGUAAUGUUGGAAACGAGGUAAUGCGAGGAAGUAGUAUUGGGUCGAAGAGUAGAGAGUAUAUAUCGAGGACGCGACGUUGGUUGACCUUGUUAUGUUGAAGAUACCCGUUUAGUCACAUACCCAAGCCUCUCAAUUAUACCUAUAGAUGAAUAUAAUAGACACACCG